Molecule: messenger RNA, 577 nt
Organism: Hibiscus syriacus
Lineage: Eukaryota; Viridiplantae; Streptophyta; Magnoliopsida; Malvales; Malvaceae
Exons: 4
Coding region: 62-562 (166 amino acids)
Source: RefSeq, a predicted model, not a curated record
GUUGAGACUUUGAGAGGCUCAUCUUUAAUUUUGUAUAAGAGAAGUAUUCACAGUCAGAAAGAUGUCCCUGGUGACAGAAGAGAUCAAAGCCAGUGCUUCAGAAGUAUAUCAUGGAGAUGAGAUUUGCCAAGAGAAAUCCAAGGCUUUGCUGGAGGAGAUGGGCAUGCCAGGAGGGCUUUUGCCCUUGAAAGACAUAGAAGAAUGUGGGUAUGUGAAGGACACAGGAUUCGUUUGGCUUAAACAGAAGAAGAGCAUAACCCACAAGUUUGAGAAGAUUGGGAAGCCUGUUUCCUAUGCAACUGAGGUCACAGCUUUUAUUGAGAAGAGCAAGAUAAAGAAGCUAACUGGUGUUAAAAGCAAGGAGCUUUUGAUUUGGGUCACACUGAGUGACAUCUCUGUUGAUGAUCCACCCACUGGAAAAAUCACAUUCAGGACCCCUGCAGGGCUGUCCAGAUCUUACCCUGAAUCAGCUUUUGAGAUUGAAGGCGAGUCCAUGGAGAAGAAAAGCACUGUAAUGCCGUGCCUCGUCUUUCUCCCCGUCUUAUCAAUCUACUCAUCUUGAUGCAUCCCAAAGUGA